UUUCCAAGAUUAUAACCAGUUUUAUGCAACCCUCAGAACCAAAGAAACUUUAACAAAGGAUUAAACAUUAUGUAAACAAAGAUCCUUUGAUUUACCCCUCCGCCUCUCCAAGGGACAGGAGGCUCCUGCCCACAUUCCACAGUGCUUGUCUCCUGCCAGUCACUCAGUAGGUAACUAACAUAUGGCAGCAUUGAUGAGCUCACAGACCAGAAGCAACCGUCAAUGGGAAUGGUGAAGGAUGCUCAGCUGCUUCACCAAGCUGACCUGAAAGAUCGGGAAGAUGCUUGAAGACUCACUCAAGUGAUGGAUGUCCUCCAAAAGGCUCCAAGGAUUUCAUCCUCAGCAGUAAGACAUUUAAAGCACAGACAUCUGGAAACAACCAGAAGAACAUGGCAGAACCUGAGAAAAGGUCUGCAACUCAUGGGGUGAGAUGCUUCUCCAAGAUCAAGAUGUUUUUGGUGGCAUUAACAUGGGCAUUUGUAUCCAAAUCACUAUCAGGAACUUAUAUGAAUUCCAUGCUCACACAAAUAGAGAGACAGUUCGAUAUCCCCACAUCUAUAGUUGGAUUUAUCAAUGGGAGCUUUGAGAUUGGAAACCUAUUGUUGAUUAUAUUCGUGAGUUACUUUGGAACAAAACUGCACAGGCCUAUCAUGAUUGGUGUUGGAUGUGUGGUUAUGGGCCUAGGGUGUUUCUUAAUAUCACUACCUCAUUUCCUGAUGGGUCGAUACGAAUACGAAACAACAAUUUCACCUUCAAGCAACUUGUCCUCAAACAGCUUCUUGUGUUCAGGAAACAGAACCCACACCUUAAUGCCAACACCUGACCCAAAAGAAUGUGUGAAAGAAAUUAAAUCACUAAUGUGGAUAUAUGUAGUAGUAGGAAAUAUUAUACGUGGAAUUGGUGAAACUCCCAUCAUGCCCUUGGGUAUUUCCUACAUAGAAGAUUUUGCCAAAUCUGAAAACUCUCCUUUAUACAUUGGGAUUUUGGAAACAGGAAUGAUCAUCGGCCCUUUGAUUGGACUUUUGUUGGGAUCCUUCUGUGCAAACAUUUAUGUAGACACUGGGUCUGUGAAUACAGGUGACCUGACCAUAACUCCCACGGAUACACGCUGGGUCGGUGCUUGGUGGGUCGGCUUUUUGAUCUGUGCCGGAGUGAAUAUCCUCACCAGCAUCCCCUUUUUCUUUCUUCCCAAAACACUCCCAAAGGAAGGACUGGAGGAUAACGUGGAUAUGACUAAAAGUGACACAGAAGGGAAACACCAAGAAAAAGCCAAGGAGGAAAAACGUGGACUCACUAAAGAUUUCUUACCAUUCAUGAAGAGCCUGUCCUGCAACCCAGUUUACAUGCUUUUCAUCCUUGUAAGUGUGCUCCAGUUCAACGCGUUUAUCAAUUCAUUUACCUUCAUGCCUAAGUAUCUGGAACAGCAGUAUGGAAAAUCAACUGCAGAGAUAGUCUUUCUCAUAGGUCUUUAUAACUUACCUCCAAUAUGUGUUGGAUAUAUAAUUGGUGGCUUGAUUAUGAAGAAGUUCAAGAUUACUGUCAAGAAAGCUGCGUACAUAGCAUUCUGCCUAUCCCUGAUUGAGUAUCUUCUAUCUUUCUUUAACUUUAUGUGGACCUGUGACAAUUUCCCAGUUGCUGGCUUAACUACCUCUUAUGAAGGAAUUCAACAGCCAUUAUAUGUGGAGAAUAAUGUCCUUGAUGACUGCAACACAAGGUGUAACUGCUUAACCAAAACAUGGGAUCCGGUGUGUGGAGAUGAUGGCCUCGCAUACAUUUCAGCCUGCCUUGCAGGCUGUGAGAAGUCUAUUGGAACAGGAAUCAACAUGGUGUUUCAAAACUGCAGCUGCAUUCGGUCUUCAGGAAACUCAUCUGCAGUCCUUGGGCUGUGUAAGAAAGGCCCUGACUGUACUGUCAAUCUGCAGUACUAUUUGAUCAUGUCACUAAUUGGCUGUUUCAUCUACUCUCUAUCAGCCAUUCCUGGGUAUAUGGUUCUUCUGAGGUGUAUCAAGUCUGAGGAGAAGUCACUUGGAAUUGGACUACAUGCAUUUUGUACAAGAAUAUUUGCUGGCAUUCCGGCUCCUAUUUACUUUGGUGCCUUGAUAGACAGAACCUGUUUACACUGGGGAACUCUGAAAUGUGGGGAGCCAGGGGCAUGCAGGAUAUAUGAUAUACAUAACUUCAGGCGCAUUUACCUUGGGUUGCCAGCAGCUCUAAGAGGAUCAAGCUACCUCCCAGCAGUCUUCGUUGUAUUACUGGUGAGAAAGCGCCAACUCCCUGGGGAAACUGACUGUCCAGAAAUUGAACUUGCAGAGUCGAAUCUCACAGAGAAGAAAAUCAAAUGCAUAGAUGUGCACAGAAGUCCUGAGAUCGAAAAGGAUGGAACACUCAAAACUAAGCUCUAAUGAGGUUUCUAUUGGCCUGCGCAAGACCAUGUGCAAUGUACAUUUGGUUUCAUUUCAAUCAUGAGAGGUACUAUAGGAACUCUUUUCUUAUCCUUAUGGACCUCAAAAUUAUUUCACACUUUAUAAAAAUAUUUACUCAUAGCAUUUUUCAAAACAUUGAAGUAGCACUUAAGAUUUUUCCCAGGGAAGACUCUAAUAGCUCCCACACUGAACAUUAAAUCUUUCUUCACUUGCAAAUAGCCUUUUCUUUUUUAACUCAAUUAAAACAUAUCAUGUGUUUCUCACGUAUCUUCAAUAGUGUUUAAACUCUCCCAUUCCUUAAACACUAUUCAGUUUCAUUGAAUUUAUGCUUCAUUGUUGGUAUUUAGAACUGAAAAUUUACACCUUGGUUUUGUUGCACUGAAAUAAUGUGUUUGAAUUUAUCCUAUCUAUGUGCAAGACAUUUGCAUAUCCCUUUAUCUAUUUGGGAGUUGUCAACUCUCUGUCUUUUUCACUCUAGACAUGAUGCUUCCAAACAUAGACUUCUCAUUAAUUAAUGUGUCAUCUGUUGUUUUCAAUCUGUUCUAUCAUUACUUAUAUCAUUUUGUUUAGACAACUGAUAAAUUUAAUCAGGUUAUUUAAAAUCAUGUAGCAAAGAUGGUUGGAACUUUUUCCCCUAGGGUUUCAAAUAUGGUAAGGAAACUCCCUUUUAAAAGCAAGUAUUUGAGAAAGUCAGUCCUUUCCAAAUUCCUUUGUAGACAUAGGGCUAUGUGUUAUUGGCCCAGUGUUCAUUUUACUCAUGUGUCUUCAAAGCACAUGGUUAUUAAUUUCCAAAAUCAUCUUAGAGUAAAACCAUUAAAGAGGAACCAGCUAGAAGGCUCAGUGGAAGGUGAUCUUUGCCACCAAGCCUGAUUAGGUGGUUUGAUUCCCGUCCUGUGCCCUCUUCUGCAUGUAGUGAGAGAUCCAAGCAGCCUUCCCUGUGGCACUGACACACCCAUUCAGGCAUGGUCACAGGUACGUGUUUUAGCAUGUGGGAUUUGGUCUGGGAUCUGGGAUGUCUUGCUCUCUCUUGGUUCCAGAUGAGUCACAGAGAGCAGCAGUGUGGAUCCUUGGAAAUGGAACUUGUGGGUUAUUGGUUUCUCAUGUAAGUGACUUCUCCCCAAAUAAAAUUAACCUAUGUUAUCAUAGUCCCAUGUCAUCUUAAUCUGUGCAUCUGUAUCUGUACUUCCCCAUUUGCAAACAAAUGAAAAAUGUAGACAGUUUUAGAGUGUGAUAUAAAAUUGGGGUUCAUCAAAUUUAAGGUACCCAAAAAACAAAGUUGAUUGAGGACUGCCCCUCCUAGCCUCAGGAAUUUGGACAUUUGGCUUCCAGUUGAUAACUUUCCUUGAGGAGGAUUAUGGAAUGUAUCCUUAACAGAGGAAGCACAUCACUGGUCUGGGAUUUGAGACUUAGAAGCCUCACCCUACUUCCAUUUCACUCUCUGCUUUGUGCUUUGAGGAUGUGAAAUCUCUGCUUCCUCUUACCACGCCUGAUGCUUGUUGCCAUAACCUCCUUGCCACGAGGGACUUCUAUCCCUUUGGAAUCAUAAAUUAAAAUAAACACUUUCUUGUAUA
Molecule: messenger RNA, 3994 nt
Organism: Mesocricetus auratus (golden hamster)
Lineage: Eukaryota; Metazoa; Chordata; Mammalia; Rodentia; Cricetidae
Product: solute carrier organic anion transporter family member 1A5
Exons: 16
Coding region: 390-2402 (670 amino acids)
Biological process (GO): transmembrane transport; sodium-independent organic anion transport; bile acid and bile salt transport
Cellular component (GO): membrane
Molecular function (GO): protein binding; bile acid transmembrane transporter activity
Source: RefSeq, a predicted model, not a curated record